This is a messenger RNA of Thermochaetoides thermophila DSM 1495, 3054 nucleotides long. RefSeq lists its product as uncharacterized. The transcript has 4 exons. The record is from RefSeq and is a predicted model, not a curated record. The coding region runs from base 1 to 3054 and encodes 1017 amino acids. NCBI's taxonomy places the organism in Eukaryota, Fungi, Ascomycota, Sordariomycetes, Sordariales, Chaetomiaceae.
AUGUUGCGGCAGCGGAGAGUGGAUAUCAGCCAGCAUUUUGCGGAAAACAUGGCAACGAUCGUUAACAAAUACCAACAGGAGCAGUGUGCCACGCUCCAACUUGAGAAAGCGAAGUACCACAAGUAUAUCAAGAGACUCAGGAAAGAGCUUGCAGAAGCUGCGGAAACUCUGGAGCAGUACGCAAUCAACAGCGAAGCACAAUCGAGAGAGAUUUUAGCUCUCCAAACUGCCAAGUAUGAGAUGUCAGGUCAACUUGCAGACUUCGAGGCUAAGUUGAAGACAUCCGAGGAACGAUUUCAGAAACUUAAUGAAAAGUAUCACACGUGCAAGACAUACAUCAACUCCGCAAUCGAUGAGCAGCAAGAUCUCUACACGCGUUCGAAGAAGCACUGGGAUGAAGUGGUUGAGCAGCUUCGAGCGAUGGAAAGGGCUCGCAAUGCGGAAGUCGAGAUGACAGUUCGCAAAGCAGAAGUCAUCCGUGAGCAGAUGAUGGAAAAAGUCCGUCAGACAAUUGCACAAAAUAAGGCCGAGGCAACACAGUUGUAUGGUCAGAUCAACCUGUUGACCGACCAAAUUAAGGAAAAGGACUCAGAGCUAGGGAAAGAGAGAGAAACAGUUCGCUUGUUGUCUGAGAGGCUGAAGGAACUUCAAGAGACUGCUAGCUGUUUUGAAGCAUUAGCAGCACAAAGCAAGAAAAUUUUUGACAAGCUGGAAGAGCAGCAAAAGGAGGCAGACAAUCGGCACCAGAAAGAAACUAAGGAUUUUCAACAACGGCUUGAUGCCCUUGCGAGCCGUUUGGAAGCUCUCUCUAAUGUUGUGUCCGGUCAACUCGAUACAUUAUCCAACAUUCAGGACACCCAAGCGAACUCCCUGAAGAGCAUUGUAACCAAACUGGACACUAUACUGGAAGCCGGAGGGAACGCUGAAGAGGCCAUUAGCCAACUUUCGAAGGAUCUCGGAACCCACGCAGACAAGAUCUGGCUCCGCUUGGACAACCAACUUGAAUCACUGGCCAGCCAGCUGACCAACAAAGCCGAGGAGCAUGGAAAGACUGAGGCGUUGUAUAAGAAGCAGGUGGCUGAGUGCGAGAAGCACCAAACAGAACUUUCACAUCUUCAUGAGAUCGCCCAGCAGCAGGCUGACAAAAUCCACGAGCUUGAGAAUGAUUUGCUUGCCAUGGAUGCCGCUUAUGAAGAAAACAAGGAAGCGAUCGACUAUCUACAGUCCAUUGAAGCUGAGGCUAACGAGCUACGGGAGGAGUUGACUUCCAAAACAACUUCUUUGACAGAACUGCAGAUCAAACUCAACGAGAAGACCCAGGCAUACGCUUCUGAACUAGAAAUCCUAUCAUCGAACCUCAUGAAACUUUCGCAAGCAGCCAAGGAAAAGGAGAAGGCCUUUCAGGUUGCAACGGAACAAGCUGUUAAAAACGCACGUCAGGAGCUCCUCUUAGAGAUGCAGGCUGCAAAAGCGGACGCAGAAAAGAGGCUCAGUGAAAAACAGCAGGAACUGGAUUCAAUCUCAGCUCAAUUAGAACGUUCGAAACAGGAACUUCAGGAGAAGGAGCGAAGCGAACAUCAAGCCGCUAUGGUUAUCAAUUCACUCAAGGAGAGUCUCGGCAGUGCGGAAGCCAGGGCAGUUACAGCAACACAGGAGCUGGCACAGUCGACAGCCAGUGCAGAGCAACUGCGGAGUAACCUUGGUUCUAGGAUCAAAACGCUUGAGGAAGAGCUCAUAAACCAUAAAAAGAGGGUCUCUGAAUACGAAGAACAGGUUAGAUCACAGGAUGCCAAGUAUCGAGCACUUACCACCGCCCUUGAGCAAUGGGCACUCAAGCAAGGGCUCGAUGUCAACAGUUUAACCUUCCUCAAGACCAGCAACGGCAGCGCUGAAGAAAUCAAUGCAGAAAUUAUGAGAGCCCUGGAGCAGCUGGCGGGAUUACAUCAGAAAAAUACCAAUUAUGAGAGUGGUCAGUCAGGUUUGUCUCCAAUAAACAGCAACGCUGCUGGGCCUGCAAAUCAUAGUGGUUCACAGGAAGUCCAACUGAUCCAUGAGAACCCAACUGAAGGUCAUCAGGAUCAGUUGGUUCAGCCCGGGGCCAGUAAGCGAUCCCCGAGUGAGCCAGCGGACCUAUCAAGCGGCAUGGAGAUCGCUGCUGGGGGAGCACUUUCUUCUUUUCAGGUGAAAAGGCUGGAUCAAAUCCGGCGCGUUAUUGUUCGCAGUCCGGCUAAUGUGUCCAGCGAGCCGAAUGCUCCAUCCGUGGACCAGGAGAAAGCUCGGCGCAGAGAGGCGGUACGGCCCAAGUCAAUCAUGAAGCGUGUUACUCGAAGCACAUCAGCAGCGCUGAGUCUUCAGGGGAGGGAAGAUUUUGCAGUUCAGACGCAGGGGGCUUUCGCCAGUCACCCCGAUGGGCUGGCGUUGAAUGAAGGGGAGCACAAUUUUCCCACCACGCCCAAGACCGAAAGGACCGUUCAAUCUAAUUCAUUUGUCCCCAGCAGCUCAGUUUCGGAGCGUGUGAGCAAAAGGAGGCAUCCCGUAGAUGUGGGUCUUGAGAAUCGAGAUGACACCCCCCGCAGCUCCAAACAGCCUCGGAGCGAACCAACAACCAAGCGAUUGCGCCGGAGAUUGUUAACAGAGUCAGGAUCCGGAAAGAAAAAUGUAGAACAACAACAAUAUCCAAUGCGGCAAGGAGCACAACACCUUCCUGGUAACGUGUUCAACCCUACUCUCAGUGUUCCUCCCCCAAGCGCCCAAAAGGAAUCCAGAUUCGCCCCUACGACCUCGCAGAAAGGUGGUCUUAUGAAUGCUCCUCAGUCUCUCAGCCAAAAGCCAAUCAAUCUUCGCACGUAUGGUUCACAAAGAACAACGUCGUUGACUGGGGCCAGCAGACAAGGGGAGUCACAGUCAUCGCUUUAUUCCCGGUCCCAGUCUCAGUCGCAGUCACAGCCUCAAUACUUGUUGAAAUCGGAAGACUCACAAGACUCACUCACGAUGUCGCAAAACCGUCUUGCUGAUGCGAAUAUUCUUCUCUCCUUUCCCAACUUGCGUGCUUAA